This is a messenger RNA of Athalia rosae (coleseed sawfly), 2644 nucleotides long. RefSeq names its product cilia- and flagella-associated protein 299-like. Lineage: Eukaryota; Metazoa; Arthropoda; Insecta; Hymenoptera; Athaliidae. The transcript has a single exon. The coding region runs from base 1933 to 2634 and encodes 233 amino acids. The record is from RefSeq and is a predicted model, not a curated record.
UCGCACGUGUAUCUGGGAAGAUGAAGAACUGUGGAAGAACCGAACACGCGAUAUCGCAUCAGUAUUCUCCACUUAGUUGUAAUUAAAUUUAAUUAUCUAAUUAAUGAACGCGUAUAAACUAAUUUAAAUAAUGACGAAGCUAGGUGCUGCCGCGGUCACUUCCUGCCUUGGCGUCCCUAUGGAUAUUAAACUCGGGGAUGGUCGGCCUGCCUGCCAUUUUUUAUAUCUACGAAACCGCGGAGGGGCAUCGGAUUUUUCUCUCAAAGUCCCACGCGCGUCGCGAUUAUCGCUAACGAAAACCCCAAGUUUCCGAGGAUUCCACACCGUGUCUAUAAGUAAAUAUACUGCACGCUCUUGAGUGACGACAGGAAAUGACUUUCGGUCGCCGAGCCCGUUACACCACCUCGGAACGGCAGCGCGCGCGAACGCAAGAAAACCUAAGGACUAGAGAAUCGAGCGAUUAACGCGAAGACGUGGGUAGAGGUGUACGUCGAAUAUUGAAUUCUCUCUCUUAUGGGAAGGAGUAGCGUCACCGGUUCGUUCGAAUGACCGUUUGAUAGUCCGUUAAUUAUUCCGAACGUGUAAACGCGCCUACCGAGGACGGUUGAGCUCCGCUGUGAAAAUCGUAAAGCUGCGUCGCUGCACGUACGAUUGUGUCAACCGCAAGGCGAACUUCUGGCGGAUGCAAUACACGCGUACGGAAUUUUCACGACCCCUUUACGCGGCGCCAAUUAUUUGCCCCAAAGACGCCUUAAAUGGCCUCGCUAUACAAAUACAAGUUGGAGUCGAUAGUCGAUCAAAUUUGAUUCGUACGAAUUUUAAAGCUUAGGGAUAAAAACAAAAAAAUAAUCAACGAAAUGAAAUGUACCGAUCCGCGUUUGGAUUAUCGCGUUUCCACGGGAGCGAAGAGAAAAAAAAAAAAAAAAACCAUUUUGCACGUUUCAUCGCAAGUUCGUUGCGAAGCGGAUAUGCUCGUGAUCACGAACCCUGACCAUCUUGCGGUACGGAAUGACUUUGCCUCGUACAUCGUAACCCAAAAAACAAAAACAUAAAAAAAAAGAAAAAAGAAAGAAAGAAAGAAAGAAAAAAAAAACUGGCCACACAGUACGCAUGAAGAUAUAAAAUAUGGUACAUUAAUUGUUAGGAGCGGUAGACGUAUGAGAAUUUUUAUUCUUUCAUCUCCGUUACCGAAGAAUUUCCUAGGUAGAUAGAAUCCUGAAAAAUAUGCACGGUUUUAAUGGAGUAUCAGUUCCAGUCACGAGACUGAACUUCGUUUCCGUUCUCCGUCAGUUUUAUAACAUCACGUGUAACAACAAUCGCACGUCUAUUGUACGGUGAAUAGUGAUUAAAAGUUGAUUAUUUUUCGGAGAAUUUAUUAAAUCCGUUUCGAGUGAGAAAGUUGUUUCUCACGAUGAGCCUUGAGAUUGAUAUUUACGCCAAUGAGAUCAUUGGGAAGAAUAAUUAUUUUUUUUCCGUUCAAAUAUUGAUGGAAGUUGCCAAACGUAUAUGAUACAGACCUAUCGCCCUCGAUACUGCGAGCUGUCCGUUGACUCGCCAUGUUCCCCAGUACAUAACCGUUCCUCCCAUAUCGAUGAUACGCUCCCUUUCGUCCUGAAAAUAAAAUAUUAUUUUAGAUAAAGUUGAAAGAAAAAAAGAAAACAAAAAUCAAACAACGAGAAAAUACGGAAUUCUUAUAAACGAAUAUUUCAAACAGUACGUAACAGGUUAAGGAUAUCUCAAAUAAUACUGGGAACAACGAUAUUCUCUUAUUUUUAGGUGUAAAAAAAUACAAUUACCGAUGCCCCUGUUUGACAGUUCGCGAAUAAAUUUUGACCCGACAGAAUCCGAAUAGGUGUUACGUAGGGGGUUAUAAAAUUAGGAAGAAAAAAAAAAAAAACAACCACAAACAACUUACUACUUUCAACCGAGACAAUGACGGAACGAGGUACACAAAUUGACGGGGAUCGUAGAUUGCUCGAAUUCCGAACGUACGAGGAGUACUUGGAUUCCCUAGUGACUGUGGUGGAUCUAUGUUAUCUUCGCAGUACAACGAUAGCCAGAUCUGUCGCAGAAUUGGGUUACAGGUGUAUAGGGGAAACACUUACGAAGCAAGAAUUCAACAGGCGUCUGACGGCCGUCCAGAAUUUGUUGCAUCCGAUUCGUGGCCCUUACGAAAUCUGCUCGGAAUUGAUAAAACCGGUGAGCGACCUCCACCGCGAAUUGGCGCUGCGCGAACGAGGGAAUAGGCUCGGGACGUUGACGACGAUAGUGUUUCUACGACACUUGACAAGGUACGGAUUCGAGGUGUCGGGCUACAUCGACUACAGGCAAAGAUUGAACGCCGAGGAUUGGACGUCGUAUUUUCAAGGGAGGAAAAGGCUCUGGCCUUCGCCGACUGACCUGGCUUACUAUCAUUGGAGAAUGGGUAAGACGGUCUGCAACGAUACGCCGAAUUUUCACCCCUUCAUUGAUCCCGGCGAGGGGCUUGUUUUCAAAAACCUGCACGAUAGAACCACGAUAUCCAUCGAUAACUUCCAACGUUCACCUGGCACGAGUACGACACGAGUUGAUGUCUCAUCCGAUAAUUACGAACAAGUUGUACUCUACGAUCACGUCGUACGUAGAAGACUUUAGAACGAAUCGU